AUGAAAACAAAGGGGUCAAAAGAUGGAUCGAGUAAUAGCAAUGAAAGUGUUUCGCAGUCGAUGAGGUGAGUUAAUUAGCUAUAACCUAACUAUGACGUGGCAAAAUUCAUGGUUUACAUUAGCUGGAUUGAUUUCAAAAUUUCACCAAUAACUUCUCCAUGUCAUAAUACAACUCCCAAUUUUCAGGCCUAUUGGUGCCAAGAAAACGAAUGCGUCACCAAAAAAAAGAAAACCCGAAGAUCGGAAAACAACGCAAAAACGAGGAAUCGGAACACCAAAAAAAGAAGCAGCUUCGAAAAAUCAGAAAAACAAAAAGAACGAAUCGGCUCGCCGAGCAGCGAAAAAACCCGAGAAAAAAUUGGAACUAACAUUGACGAAUACAAGUAACACUUUGAUUGGAAGCGAAGAACCUAUGAAUCAACAAGGUGGGAAAAAUAAUAAGAAAAAGGUGAAAUCAGAAGAGAUGGUCAAUAAAUUGUAUAGAAAGAAAUCGGUGGAAGUUGGGAAGCAAGAGGAAAAAGAAAAACAGGCGGCACCGAAAAAGAAAAAAUCAGAAGAUAUCAAAAAAGAGGAAAGCGUAAGAAAUAAUAAGAACAAUGUUAAUCAAAUCGCGGUUACCAAACAAUAUUUCAAAGAUAUUGUUGAAUCAAGAAAAGUUCUAAAAACUGCAGAAAGUUUGAAAACCGAAGAUCGAUUGCCGGAAAAAUUGAAGGAAUUGAAACGGAAAGAGAAUCAGGAAAAAACGGCGAGAAUUAAGAAAGAAUUUUCGGCGACGGAUGAGAAAUUUGAGGAAAGCGAGAAGGACAAGAAAUUAUUCGAUGAGAAUGGAAAUCCGUUUUGGGCGACUUUGAAAUUUGAUGCGAAAGAGGUUGAGAAAGAAGGAGUUGAGGUGGAGGGGAGAAUCACUUCGGAACAUGUUAUCAAAUAUUUGGAAGGAGCUUUGAUGUUGCAACAACCUCCCAAGAAACCGUGAGUUUUUUCCCGAAAUCUACCCGAAGAUGGAAUUUUUCAAAACUUUCCAGAACUUCUCUCGAUUGGACAAGAAGCCUGGCAGAAAUGGAAGAUUUGGACGAUGAACAUUUCAACGAUGAUGUAAUCAUGUAUUAUAGCCUGAAUAAUAUAAUCAAAAACAGUGAAAGAGCAUUGAAAAGAUGCACUUCUAAUAAUGCUGAUUCUCAUCGAGUUAAGCUGAAUGAUUCGAAAGUUUUAUGCUCGCCGAUUGGAAGUUAGUUUUUGAAAAAAAUGCAAAAUAUACCUUACUCACAAAUAAAUUAAAUGUUCAAUAUAUAUUCAGAAAUCGACAAGGAAGUUGGGGUGAUAAUUCAAUUCAAGGAGAAAAUUGGGCCGAUUUCAUAUGAGCGCGAAAAUCCGAUUGAAUCGAUUCGAAAACAAGUGAAGAAAUAA
Messenger RNA from Caenorhabditis angaria, 1404 nucleotides. Lineage: Eukaryota; Metazoa; Nematoda; Chromadorea; Rhabditida; Rhabditidae. The record is from the annotation of a GenBank genome assembly.